Messenger RNA from Magnolia sinica, 1934 nucleotides. Its product is annotated as pentatricopeptide repeat-containing protein At5g48910-like. The record is from RefSeq and is a predicted model, not a curated record. Bases 90 to 1742 code for a protein of 550 amino acids. The transcript has a single exon. Gene Ontology annotation, biological process: RNA modification. Lineage: Eukaryota; Viridiplantae; Streptophyta; Magnoliopsida; Magnoliales; Magnoliaceae. Gene Ontology annotation, molecular function: RNA binding; protein binding; zinc ion binding.
AAGAUCCCAAUCCCUUCAUCUUCUUCUCUCUAAUCAAAGCCUUCGCGGACAGCCGAAACCCAGAAUUCUCAUUGAUCUUUUAUGCCCAAAUGCUGCAUCAUUUGGAAAAUCUCCGCGGGGUUGAAUUCUCGCUACCGUCUGUGCUCAAAGCUUGUGGUAAGAUCUCGGCCUUCGAAGAAGGCCGGCAACUACAUGGGCAGAUCUUGAAAACCCAAUUCCUGUUAGAUCCAUUUGUGUCGAAUUCGGUGCUCCGGAUGUAUCUGGAAUUGGGUGAGGUAGGAAUUGCAAGGUGGGUAUUUGACAAAAUGCCUGAUAGAGAUGUAUUUUCUUGGAACUCGAUUAUUUCAGGUUGUUUUAAGGCUGGGGAAGUUGAGUCCGCUCGCAAGAUGUUUGAUGAAAUUCCUGAGAGGGACAUGGUCACGUGGAAUUCAAUGAUUGAUGGGUAUAUGAAAUGCGGGGAAUGGAAGCUUGCGAGGGAUAUUUUUGAUGAAAUGGGUCAGAGAGACAUAGUUUCUUGGACGGCCGUGAUUUCAGGCUACGUGCUUAAUGGUCGUCCCAAGGAUGCAUUAGAGCUCUUCAAGAAGAUGUUAGAUUUGAGAUUUCAGCCUGAUGUUGCUUCCAUUGUUAGUGUUCUUUCAGCCAUCGCUGACUUGGGAUUUGUUGAAGAAGGCAAGUGGGUGCAUGCUUUUGUUCGUAGAAACAAGAUUAGAUUAAGCUCUGGGGUUCUUGGAUCGGCUCUCAUCGACAUGUACGCAAAGUGCGGGUACAUCGAAAAUGCUUACCAUGUCUUCAAAAGUGUCAUGCAUAGAAGAAGCAUAGGGGAUUGGAAUUCAAUGAUUUCAGGCCUUGCAGUUCAUGGGCUUGAUCAAGAAGCCUUGGCAAUCUUCCAUGAGAUGGAGACUAGAGAAAUUGUGCCGAAUGAGAUCACUUUCUUAGGAGUCUUGACUGCCUGUAGCCAUGGAGGGUUGGUGCAAGAGGGGCAGUUUUAUUUCAAGCUCAUGCAAGGAAGAUAUCAAAUGGUGCCAAGGAUACAACACUAUGGGUGUUUGAUUGAUCUUCUUGGUCGAGCCGGGCAUGUUGAGGAGGCAGACCAAGUAAUAAAGGAGAUGCCCAUAGCCCCUGAUCUCUUGGUAUGGAAAGCUAUGCUUAGUGCAUGUCUAAAGCAUGGCCAAGUCACAAUUGGUGAAUGCGCCGGCAUGCAUGCAAUCGAGUUAGCCCCACACGAUUCGGGCACUUACAUUCUCUUGUCGAACAUCUAUGCCAAGGCUGGGAGGUGGGCUGAUGUCACUAGGAUUAGAUCGAUGAUGAAGGAGAGUGGAGUCAGGAAGGUCCCAGGGAGCAGUAGGAUUGUCGUCGAUGGGGAUAUUCAUGAAUUUCUUGCAGGGAAGGAGAUCAAUUUAAGGUAUAGAUACAUGGUUCUAUCUAAGCUAGAGGAGAUGAUGUGUCGAUUGAAGAUGGAAGGCUAUGAACCUGAUUUAACCCAAGUUCUUGUUGAUGUUGAGGAAGAGGAAAAGGAAGGGUUGCUUAGUCUCCAUAGUGAGAAGCUAGCAAUUUCAUUCGGACUUAUAAACAUCAACAAAGGGCAGCCCAUUCAUGUUGUGAAAAACCUCAGGGUAUGUUGUGAUUGCCAUUCCUUCUGCAAGACAGCGUCGAAGGUUUAUAACCGCACGAUCAUUCUUAGGGACCAAAGUCGAUUCCACCAUUUCAAGAAGGGUUUGUGUUCAUGCAAUGAUUACUGGUGACCACAUAUAACUUGUGUGUUUAGAUGUACUUUACAAAUCCCAUCUCAUAUUGCUCUGCAAAAUAGGCACAAAGGGCCUGUUUGGUUUGAUGUAAUUAUGUAUUUUCAUGUAAUUUCUCUCAAAGCAGCAUUAAAUGCAUACAUCAAACCACACCAAAUGUGUUUGAAAGUGAAGAGGAAUUAGGUCAGAUCA